GAUCGCGCCCUCUACCUAUAGCCUUAUCACAGCAGCUCACGACGCAUAAUGUUAGUAUUGCUAGUAAUAUAAUCGAGGCCGGUCUAUGUUUGCAGCUAAACAAUGCAUUAUUAUAGUUUAUUUAUAAAUGUGUUAAUUAUUUGUUCAAUUCUUCUAUUUCCUGUGUCACAAUCGUACAACCAAAAUGUGGGACCACUUGUUAAAAUGACCAAUGGCCAAGUGUGGCCCAAACCGGUGUUUCAACACAACUUUGACGAAUACUUAACAGUUGAACCAGAAAAUUUUCAUUUUAACGUAACAGGUUAUAGUUGUGACGACCUUUAUGAUGCAUUUAAAAGGUAUAAUCAUAUGCUAUUUUUAAAAGCUAAACAAACUUUUAAACACGAUACACAUUCAUCUACAAACUUUACCUUUGGUAAGUUGGAAGUGCUGAAUGUACAGAUGACAAACCCUUGUGAAAAUUAUCCCUCUUUGAAUAUGGAUGAAAAAUAUGAAAUCAAAAUAAAUAAUUCUCGCGGACAUUUAUUGGCAUCAUCUAUUUGGGGCAUUCUCAGAGGUCUAGAAACUUUUUCUCAGUUGGUUCAUUUGAAAACGGAUGGUUCGACGUUUGUAUUACAAUGCACGUCAAUAGUGGACUAUCCGAAAUUCAGACAUCGUGGAUUUUUAUUAGAUACGUCUCGUCAUUAUUUACCCGUCCAAACAAUAAUAAAAACAUUAGACGCUAUGUCGUAUUCAAAAAUGAACGUAUUUCACUGGCAUAUGGUUGAUGACAAUAGUUUCCCGUUUCAGAGCAGCGUUUUUCCAAAUCUUAGCGAAAGAGGAGCUUUUGGAUAUUCGGCCAUUUAUACGAAAAAUGACAUUAAACAUAUAAUAGAACAAGCAAAACGUCGAGGUAUUCGAGUUAUUCCAGAAAUCGAUACUCCGGGACAUACGUUAUCUUGGGGUCUCGGUGGUAUUCCAGGACUAUUAACUCCAUGUUCGGAUCCUCAUCCAGAUCGUUUUGGACCUAUCGAUCCGACGGUUGAAGAAAACUACAAUUUCAUCAGGGCACUAUUGUCUGAAAUCAGUGAAUUAUUCAAAGACAAGUAUUUACACAUAGGUGGUGAUGAAGUAAAUACAACGUGUUGGACUACAAACAAAAAGAUACAAAUGUUCAUGCUUCGCAAUAAUAUGACCGACGUUAUCGAAUUAGAAAAAUUCUACUUCAAAAACAUAUUCAAUAUAACACGAAAUUUAAAAACCGUGGCCAUCGCGUGGGAAGAAGUUUUUGAUGAAAAUAUUCCUCUUGAUCCCAACGUCGUGGUACAAGUGUGGAAGGGCGAUUUAAAUUCGACCGUGCCGAAGGUAAUGAAACGUUUACAUCCAGUGAUAUUUUCCAGCUGUUGGUACUUGAACUACAUUAAAUAUGGAACGGACUGGCCGAAUUUCUACAAGUGCGACCCGACCAGCGUGGUUGGCGAGAAUCGUUUGUUUUUGGGAGGCGAAGCUUGUGUGUGGGGCGAAUUCGUUGACGAAACGAAUUUAUUGCAAGUUUCGUGGCCUAGAGCCAGCGCUGUAGCCGAAGUGCUCUGGUCAAACGUGCUUAAUGAAACUGAAGCCAAGCACAGACUUGAGGAACACGUUUGCAGGAUGAAGCGGAGAGGGAUACCCGCUCAGCCAGCCAGCGGACCCAACUAUUGCCAUUAUUAAAACACCUGUAUAUUAUUGUCUUAUUGGAUACAGUUGCAUAGAACUAAAGACUACUAUAACUGAGAUAA
Aphis gossypii (cotton aphid) is the source of this 1757-nucleotide messenger RNA. Its product is annotated as beta-hexosaminidase subunit beta-like. Gene Ontology annotation, biological process: carbohydrate metabolic process; glycosaminoglycan metabolic process; ganglioside catabolic process. Gene Ontology annotation, cellular component: membrane. The transcript has 8 exons. Gene Ontology annotation, molecular function: beta-N-acetylhexosaminidase activity. NCBI's taxonomy places the organism in Eukaryota, Metazoa, Arthropoda, Insecta, Hemiptera, Aphididae. The record is from RefSeq and is a predicted model, not a curated record. Bases 103 to 1689 code for a protein of 528 amino acids.